UGUUCAUUCGUUAAUAAGACAGUGAUUGAAUAGGACGUACUUGAGUCGUAAAAGUGUAAUUAAUAUCAAGUAUAGCGAAAUCAACAAAAUAUAGCAAAAUAAAUAGUAUAGUUAAAAAAUAGAAAUCAGGAACAAUGGCCCGUACUAAGCAGACUGCUCGUAAAUCAACCGGUGGAAAAGCUCCCCGCAAACAACUUGCUACUAAGGCAGCUCGUAAAUCUGCUCCUUCAACCGGUGGCGUAAAGAAACCCCAUCGUUACCGCCCUGGUACAGUGGCUUUGCGUGAAAUUCGUCGUUAUCAAAAAUCUACUGAAUUGCUGAUUCGUAAAUUGCCGUUCCAGCGAUUAGUACGCGAAAUCGCUCAAGAUUUCAAAACUGAUUUGCGUUUCCAAUCCGCUGCCAUAGGUGCUUUGCAGGAAGCAUCUGAGGCAUACCUAGUAGGUCUUUUCGAGGAUACUAACUUGUGCGCAAUUCAUGCCAAACGUGUUACCAUUAUGCCGAAAGACAUUCAAUUGGCUCGCAGAAUCAGAGGAGAACGCGCUUAAGCCACAAUUUCUCUAUUUAUAAUCUUAAAAAAUAAUGAAAAUUUUCUUAAUUACAUCAUACAAAAUAAUAAAUAUGUUAUACAUUUAAGGUUGUUUCAAGAAAUUUAAAUGACCGGUUUCGGUGCCCUUACAUUUUUUGAUUCUUAAUUUAAAAAGAUUUUAAAAUCCAAUGAUAAAAACUAAAUUAUUAACCAGGUACAUUUUUCAAAUUAAAUAUUUGUUUCACAUCUAAUUUGUUAAGAAUUUCUAAAUUUAUAUUUAAUUAUUUGUAUUGAAAUAUGUUUACGUAUAAGGUAGAUAUAAAAUGUACGAGAGGACCCGCCACAAUGGUAUAUACAUGAUCAACAUCUAUAUGAAAUCGGUCCUUUAUUACAUACAUAUACCUAUUAUUUAUACAUUUAUUCAUAAACAGCUGGUUUUUAUUUUCAUAUAAUUAGUACUCAUAAACUGAGCUGACAUUUUCACAACGUAUUUUAUUGUAUUAAGCACUUAUAUAUAUAACCGUAGCAAGUAACCGAAGUGGGAAAUCACUUCUCUUAGUUUUCUAUAUUAUCAGCAAUUACAGUUAAAUUGUAGUUUGUAUAAAAACAUUCAAGAAUAAAAAACGGUUUUCGUAAGAAGGCCACAAACAA
Molecule: messenger RNA, 1177 nt
Organism: Anastrepha ludens (Mexican fruit fly)
Lineage: Eukaryota; Metazoa; Arthropoda; Insecta; Diptera; Tephritidae
Product: histone H3.3A
Exons: 3
Coding region: 135-545 (136 amino acids)
Cellular component (GO): nucleosome
Molecular function (GO): structural constituent of chromatin; protein heterodimerization activity; DNA binding
Source: RefSeq, a predicted model, not a curated record